Acanthopagrus latus (yellowfin seabream) is the source of this 8830-nucleotide messenger RNA. RefSeq lists its product as uncharacterized. Gene Ontology annotation, biological process: mitotic sister chromatid cohesion. Gene Ontology annotation, cellular component: chromatin; nucleus. The coding region runs from base 372 to 7613 and encodes 2413 amino acids. The transcript is spliced from 10 exons. Lineage: Eukaryota; Metazoa; Chordata; Actinopteri; Spariformes; Sparidae. The record is from RefSeq and is a predicted model, not a curated record. Gene Ontology annotation, molecular function: protein-lysine-acetyltransferase activity.
UCUCUGCGCCCUCCGCUCGGUCUGUCUGGCUGCUGUUUGGCUCACUUGAACAGCGAGUCGCGCUCCGCUCAUUUGUUGCGAGUUGCCUGCUGCUAGCGUUAGCUCCCACCACUGUGGACUUCCAGCUAGCCCACUAGCCACUGCUAGCUUGCUAAGCUAACUGACCAUUUCUGUUUCUGCCUGCACUUCUCCUGCUGACAACUGUCCGUGUCGACUGUUCGGCGGUCGUAAAGUUAAUUUAUUGAAAUGGAGAGCGAGCGAGGAAACGUCAAUCGUACAUUGUGUGACUCGUUGGCCACCGAGUUUAUCUGCGAUUUCUCAGUGUUUAUGUCCAGCGUUAGCCUGCCUUGUUGCUUGUGAGGAAAACCAGAAUGCCAGCCCCAAAGAGAGGGUCAUCUCCUCACGAUCCUCAGCCCAAGAUGAGGAAGUUGGACGAGGACGGGGAGGCUCUGCCAUCCAAAACUGCACCAGCUGACAUCAAGAAGUCCCCCAAAACAGGACAUUCACGGGAAAAGACAGCAGCCCCACGGACUAAGAAAAAACUGUCCAGCUCAGCGGAAGGGGGAAAUAUACCAGCCAAGUCAUCCAACCAGAGUUCUCCUCCCAAGGAUUCCAGCAUAAUCAUCUCAGACCCUCCUGUCAAAAAAGCCAAGCUCCUGAUAGCCACAAGUGCCUCCUGCGGAGAAGCUCCCUCGCAGAUAGCUAACUCCAAAGCUUCCCUGAAGCGAACAGCCUCCACAGAGUCCGACGACGAGCUGAGCAGUGACGAUAGUAAGAGGGACCUCUUUAGAGAAAGGGCUGAUGGCGACAAGGCCCGCUGCAUCAGACAGUAUUCAAAUAAAGUCAAAGCUAAACGCAGGGCUGAAGAGUCCCCCUCUGACCCACAGGAGAAAAGCCAAGGGUCGCCAUCUGCACCUUCAGACACCAUUCAGAUGGACCAUAAUUACGGCAGAUUUUCAGAUUCGUCAAGUGCGAGUGAUGCUAAUCAGGACGAGAACAGGGAAUCUGAACAAGACAGAGAAGAAAUUUCAGUGACUGCAGCACAAGCAGAGUCAAAGGAAACUGUGGCCUCUGCAACACGGAGUACAACAUCUAGCAGUGAAUUUGAAUGUGCAGCCGACGGACGUAAACUUGAGGAAUUGGAAAAUGUUGAACCCCAAAAGCUCCUGAAAAAUGAAGCAUCGUGUAGGGAAACAAUAGACUCUGUCACUGCAACAGCUACAGAUAAGAGUUGCAUCGCAUCUGAGGUAGGCGAAAAAGAAAAUGACGUUGCAGAGUCUGUUAAAAUCCAAAAGGAUGUAGAUAAUAAGACACAAGCGUCUUCAGUGGCACCGCUAUGUUUGAGUACCAGAGAGGCAAAUCCAGGCUGUGAAGGUGAAGCGCAGGCAGAUGACAGGACAGACUCGGAUCAUAGAAGGCAGACAGAUGUGAGCAGUGAAAGUAAGGUGAACACAGAGACUGUUUGUGAGGAGAUAAAGCUUGAUAUGAAAAGUAAAAGUAUGGAAGGAGAGCGUACAGCACAGGGAGUGGCCGAAGCUGCCACUGUCUCUGCGGUUCAUGGUGAUGUUGGUAUGGAAGAUAAUGCUCCGUCAAAUAAAACCAACUCCGCACCAGAAGCGAUCCUGGUAGGAGGCAGUAAUCCAGAGACUGAGGAAAAUCUAGCAACGCCAGAGUCUGUUGGCAGUGCAGAGACUCAAACAGACCUCAGUUUCAAAAUUCAAGUCACUUUUAAAGAGGAGUCAAAACGCGAGUGCCUGCAGGACCGAGUGAGCCACGAAGUGCCAGAUAGAAUUACAAGCGACGGUGUGAACAAAAUAGCCAGAAAGUCGGAAGAAAAGCUGGAAGAAAGUGAAAGGAAAGAGUCCCCGUCGACUCAGGCUGUUGCUGUGGCUGAUCCCGGGACUUUAGCCGAGCUGCAGCUGAGACGAGAGGUGACGACUGACGGCUGUGCCGAAAUAACGAUGGUAGAUUAUGUGCCUGUUCGGGAGCAAUCUCAGAGCGAGGUGUCCUCCAGUUGUGUCGCAGUCUCCGAGGGUCAGAUCGACAUGCAGACGAAGGGAACAUCCGAGCAGCAGACUGACUCAACACCUCAGGGGGAUUUACAAAACCAAGGGAACCACAAAGUCAAUGACUGCACUUCAGAAACACCUGUUGAAGUCAAAGAGAAGAUGAACCUUGACUGUGCCAGCGCACCAAAUAGUCAAAUCAAAAUGGGCAAUCAGACUCCAUCCAAGCAGGAGAUGUCUAAUCAAGCCACUAUAGUGGAAUUACAAAACCAAAAGAGCCAGGAAGUAUGUGAACCUGUUACGGACAUAUCUUCACAUAAUGAGGAUCGUGUGGUAAAUUCUGAAAAUGACGAUGAGGUGAAGUUUGAACGCACCGGUGCCCCUGAGAGUCGGAUGGAAAUGGAAAUGGAAAUGCAGACAACUCUGCACACUACAGUGGAAGUACAAAGCCAGAACAGACAGGAAGUCAGCGAACUCACCACAGACAUAUCCACUCACAGUUGUCCAGAUAUUAAGACCGAAAAGUCUGAAAUGACGGAAAAUAAAGACAUGGCGGACUUUGGGAGGCAGACUACAGUGACACCAGAAAUAUCUCAUCCUAUGUCUACAGACAUAUCUGAUAACACACAGGAACAUCUAGUUGCAAAUGGUCAGAGCAGCAAAGAUGAGGGCAGGGUUGAAGAAGACAUGCAGACCGCAGUGACAUCAGAGGACAUUUCUAAUGUAGUACCUUCAGUGAAAACUGAGGUCCUAAAGAGACAAGAGGUCACUGACCCUGCGACAGACAUAUCUGAGAACGUUCAAGAAGCUCUAAUGAGUCAGCUUCCUGAAAGGAACGGAAAUGAUGUCAAGGUUAUCACAGAAUGCAUCAAUGCAACUGAGGAUCAAAGUGAAAUUAAUUUGCAGACGACAGCAAUGUCAGAGGAGAUUUCCGCUCCAGCACAAACCGAGAGAGGUCAGGAGUUCAGUGAACUCACUGCAGAAGUUCAACAGGAAUUUAUUGUUGCCAAAACUGAGAUGGAGGAGAACAAGGACGAGGUUAUCGCAGAGAGUGUGGCUGCAACUGAGGAUCAAAUCGAAAUGAAUGCGCACGCAGCAGCAAAACCAGAGGAGAUUUCUGAUCCACCAGCCACAGCGGAAAUACAAAGCCCGGGGAGCUCGGAGGUCAGUGAACUCGGCACAGAAGCUCAAAAAUGCCCGGUGAGCUGUGAGAGUAGAGAAGAUGAAGACAAGCUUGAAUGUGUUGGUGCUCCAGAGGCUCAAAUAAAUGUGGAAACUACUGCAAAGCCAGAGGAGAUUUGUAACGCAGCACCCACUACAGAGCAGCAAAACCAGAGCACGAGGGAAGUCGAUGAACCCCCUAUUGCCUUGUCAAAUGAAUUUCCAAAACCUCUUCCGAUGGCUCAUUCUGAGACCAAGGAUAGCGAACACAUGCAGACGGAGCCUAGUGCCAAGCAUAUCGAAGCAGAUAUGGAUGUAAUAAGUGGAUCAAUAGAGAGGGUGGGCCCUGCGUUAGAAGAGGAAACUGGGAGAGAGACGAUUAAUGAGGUCAAAGGAGAGGCUGCAAUCAUUUCCUCUGAUGAAGCUGACAAAACUGUCAGUGAUGCUGAAGGACACAAAGAAGGAACUGGAGACAGUGAAGUCAUUGUUUUUGUUUGCGGCCAACCAGAUGACACUGAUGUUGUAAUUCACGCGUCAGAAGAGCAGAUCAAGACAGUCAAUCAGGCAGAGGUUGAGGUUCAUGAAAACCAGGUAGUGUACGAGCCCAUCAGCAGCCCAGAGAGUAAUGACGGUAGAGAGAUUUCUUCAGCGUCAGAGCAUCAUGGGACUGUGUCUUUAUUGGACAUCCAGAAUUCAGACACCCAGCAGAUGGAAGGAGACUCAUCUACAAAUAAUGAAGAAAACAGAGACAUUCGUACCCAGGAGCUUGAAAAUGCGGGAAAGGAACAAAUUUGUGUCUCUGAUAUGGAAGUACGAACCGUCAGCAUGCCAGAGAGUUGUGUCUCCGCACAGUUGGAGCAGAGUAACGUGAGUGUGGAUGUGAAACAAGUUGCAGUGAUCAGCUCUAGCGAUGACUUCAGCGUGCCAGAUGGCCAGUUGGUGGAUCCAAUGGGAGAGAGUGAAAGAAAUGGGUACCCAGACAGCAUCGGUGCCACAGAAUUCUCUGAACAGGUGCGAGAAGGCACCGGGCCUCACGAGGAUGCAGACGUCACUGUGACAACAACUACGGCCACCACUAAAGUCGAAAUACCGGAUAGCACGUCUGAGGAGUUUGUGAUCUUGACACCAGUCCCGCAGAGUGAAAUUCACUUUGAUAUUGUCACGCAGGCAGCAGCAGAAUCAGGGCUGUCGGUCUCGCUUCCAGAGCAGGUGAGUCCAGACAGUGCACAGGCGGGUGAAGUGGAAAAUGAAAGGAUUUUAAAUGGCUCCCGACAAACCGUCUUCACUGAGGCAGAAGUGCAGCAAUGUGAAACAAGUGUCAAGGUCAAAGACGCCACGGUGACCAAUUCAAGUGAGGUAUCAGAUCAGGAGACUAGGAUUGAGACUGAACUUUCAACUGAGGAGGGUGUUGAAGUUGCUGGAAAUUCUGAUCAUUGCCAGCAACCUUCAGGUGACAUGAUGAUCAUUCAAACCUCAGAAACUGAAACGACAAACUCUGAUGCUCAAGUCACAAAUGAAGACUCUAAUGUACUUGUGAUAGAAAACGCUGAUGCUGCUUUGGACCUGCAAGAAGUGCAGAUUCUGGAGGACAUAGAGAUCGGCCGUGAGAUCGUAGUGGCAGAGGAAGACAAUGAGGAAGAUAGUGACAUCACAAUAAUCGAAAAAACCCAGGAAACACCGACGGCAGUCCCCUCUAAAACAUCUGAGGAAAAGCUCAGUGAGAAAAAAGAUGACUCCUGUGGAACCAACUUGAAUCAAAACAGCACAGCUGAAAAGUCCGGAGAUGAUAAAAAGGUUCAGGAAGCAGAUAAACCCAAGAAACAAGAGAUGAACACGCAGGCCAGAACCAAAGCCCGCCUGGCAGCGCUCGCUGAGCAAAAGGCUGCAGCAUCUAAGAGAUCAGCGAACAGACAGCAGCUGAACCUCUUAGCCCUCUGUCAGGAAAUCGCAGAGGACAUUGCCACAGACAGCAAUCUGUUGAAGAGGAUCGAGGAAGAGAAGCAGGCGGCGGCGGCGGCUGCAGCAGCAGCAGCGGCGGUUGCGGCAGCAGAAGUGGCAGCCAAAAGUGAAGCCAGCAAGAAGGAAAGUGCUCCUGUUAACACGCAGGAUUCAGACACGGUUAAUGUUGCGACACCUGCUGGACCCGAAGAGUGCUCAGCUUCGGUGUGCCCUGCCGAGGUGGAAUCUACUUCCCAGCCCUCGACGACUGAUUCUGCUGAGGCUAAGCCUGCUGGAGAGACUCCAAAGAGGCGUUUCUUCAUCUCACAGGUCUCGGUGCCACUGAAAGCCCACGAGAAAAAGAAGCUAACCAGAUAUCAAAGAUUAAGACAGGUUGAGCUGCAGAGAGAGAAAAUGUCUUGGGCGCGCAUGAAGAAGCUGAAAUCUGACCAAGCAAAUCAGAUGAUUUCUGACAUGGACUGGCAGGCUCCCUUGUCUGCAUUUCCUUCAUUUUCAGUGACUCCUCAGCCUGCAGCCAGUCCAUCUAAAUCCCCUCUCCCAAGUCCCGCCUCAACUAGCAAGCCAGCAACACCAAAAGCAGAAGUUCCACAUGUUGACACUCCUAACGCUGAACCCGCUAAAACCGAACCCUCCAAAACUGAACCCACUAUACCUGAGCCUGUCAAAACUGAACCCACUAAACCUGAACCUGCCAAAACUGAAACCCCUAAAACUGGGCCUCCAACUACCGAAACCCGUAAAUCUUCAAGGCUAAUCAAGGCUCAAACUCCUGAACAGACCCCUUCUCCGGGGCCUGCCCCAAAAGUGACCAGAUCAGCAGCCAAGAGGACCCUCCCAGCAGUACCCCCUCCCAUGCCCAACGGACUUAAAGCUCAAAAACAGAAGCCUGUAGAGUACAAGCCAUACAGACCCAGGCCCAAGUUCACCUUUGACGACUUUGAACUCGAUGAUGACCCUGUACCAGUUGCUCCAGUCAGGCCCAGCCCUCAGGCGAGGCCCGUGCAGCCAGCAGGACCCAACGCUCAGUCAAACCCCACAGCACCAUCUAAGCCCGCGGCUCAGUCAAGACCAACAGUUUCAUCACAACUUUCCAACCAGGCGAGACUCAAAGCUCAAACAACGCCCGGUGGACAGAUCUCAGGUCAGUCAAAGUCUGCUGCUGCAACAACACUCCAGUCAAAAGCCACAGCUGCCGCCGCAGCCUCUCCGAGAGCUGUUCCUUCAGCUAAGGCUCCGUUAAAGCCUCCUGUUUUGACUCAGUCGAGAACAGUUUCUCCAGCUCCAGGUCAGUCCAAGCCUGCUGCCUCUGCUUCACCUCAGCUGAAGCCCGCUGCUAGUGGAGGUGCAGCGCAGCUCAAGCAGUCUACUUCAACAACAUCUCAGCCCAGUGGUUCAACCAAAUCUGCUGCUCCUGUUGGUUCAACACCUCAGAACACCCCAAAUCCCUCCUCACCAGAAGACAUCAAGUGCAAGGCUACAGCUGGUCCUCUGCCAUCAGCUCCCACCUCUUCUCCUCCCCCUGAAAAGGAUUUGAAAGUGUCUGAUGGCACUCAGCAGGGUGAAGAAAAGCCUGCAGCCACUGAUGUUGCUCUGUCUCCAGGGAAUAAGACAGAAACAGUGAAGACAGCUGAGAAGACGUCAGAUAAAUCUUGUCAAGACAGAGCGGCGAAGCCACAAGAUGGCGGGACACCUCUCUCUGAUGCUUGUCUGCAGAAAGAAAUCAAGAAGCUAAAGGAGGCUGACAAAGAUGGCACCCAAACCAUUAUUGAUGCAGGACAGAAGCAUUUCGGAGCAGUAGCCUGCAGUGUGUGUGGGAUGCUCUACUCUGCUGCCAACCCUGAAGACGAGUCUCAACAUUUACUCUUCCACAACCAGUUCAUCAGCGCCGUCAAAUACGUGGGAUGGAAGAAAGAGAGGAUUCUGGGAGAGUAUCCUGACGGCAAGAUCAUUCUCGUCCUCCCAGAUGAUCCCAAAUAUGCUCUGAAGAAGGUUGAGGAGAUCAGGGAGGUGGUGGACAGUGACCUCGGCUUCCAGCAGGUGGAGACCAAGUGUCCCUCUAAGACCAAGACCUUCCUCUUCAUCUCCAACGACAAGAAAGUGGGUGGAUGCCUUAUAGCAGAGCACAUACAAGAGGGGUACAGGGUGAUUGAGGAGCCAACACCGGAGGGCUCAGAGGGAGAGAAGGUGAUGUUUGAACGUCAGAGAGCUUGGUGCUGCUCCACAACAGCGGAGCCGGCCAUCUGUGGCAUCAGCCGCAUCUGGGUCGUCAGCAUGAUGAGACGCCAGGGCAUCGCAUCACGUCUGCUCGAGUGCCUCAGGAACAACUUUGUAUACGGUUCAUAUCUGAGUAAAGACGAGAUCGCUUUCUCCGACCCGACCCCUGAUGGAAAGCUCUUUGCCACACAUUAUUUUGGCACUUCUCAGUUUUUGGUUUAUAACUUUGUGAGCGGAACACAUUUGACCCAGCCCAAAACUGAUGCAGUAUGACAGGUAACAGCGGAUUUAACGGAGAUGCUCACUGACCAACGGAAUGCACCUGAUGCACAAUCUGUAUUUGCAUAACAACAACAACAACAAAAAAAAAACUGUAAAAUUUCUCCUUGAUGAGGAUCAACAUUGGUUUAAAUCUCAGGAUGAAAACAACGGUGUUGUUGAAAAAUGUUAUUAACUCCCCCUUUAAUCCCUCCUUGAAUAGUAUUUUGAGAAAGAGUAUUUUUCUUUAUACAUUUUUAAGUAAACAAUUGGUUUUAUUAGAUGUAUAGAGUUUACAUGCAUGACCUGACAGCAAUAGCAAACAAAGAGCAUUUCACUGUUUUUCUUUUAAUCCCUGUGAAGCAUAAAAUCGACUAUAAAAAAAAGUAUUUUAAAGUUUUGUCCUCAUUCUGUUUAGCUUUUAUGUACACGAUGAAGUUAAUAUGGGGUUUUGUUCAUGUCCAUCUCUUAAUGGUUAACAGCGAUGCUGCCAUCGUUUCAAAUGGUGUUUAAGCAACACUGGUAUUGCUUUUUGGGUUCCCACUGGGCGGUUAAGGACGAUGUUUUCCCACAAUUUCACUGUCACAUUUCAAACUAAUCAUCUGAACCAGGUGAUUCAACCAGAGGGACUCAUUUCAACAAUCGUAUUGGAGAAAUGUGGGUCAGAACUGUAGCUUGGGCAAAGAUCACAUGCUCUAAUUUUCUUAGAUCACUUUGCCUGAAACGUUUAGUUUUCCAAGCUGAGCCAUAUACUGUACACCAUUUUAACCGGGCAUUGUAGCCUGUACUGUAUGAGUGCUGUCUUUUAAUUUCACCGGAGCUGUCUAUUGCUUUAUUUGUGCCUGAAUGAAAUAAUGCGUGACUUAAAAUGUUGAUUUGUUUUUCUUUGUUUUUUGUUUUUUUUUUGUUUUUUUGUUAGUGUAGAGAACCAUCCUGCUAUUCCUUAGUAACAACAAAUUAAAAUGUAUAUCAAAUGAUCAUGUAGAUUUAUGCAUUCUAUAACAAAAAAAAAGACGUAUGAUGAACGAUGAGGAAGGUCUGAAGGCUCAGGUGUUACAUGGUAUUUCAACCCAGAUUUACAGUAUCAUUGUAAUCCAUACCUUAUUUUCUUCCUCCUUCUUGUUAAACAGUUGCUCUUAGAAAAGAUGUGUUGUGUAAGAAAAAUAACAUUGAUUUAUACGAAGCUGUUAUGUAAAUAUUUAUUUAAAUAAUAAACUGUUUAAAACACUUUU